AGUAAAUACUGACCCACUCUUUCUAAGUCUGUUUUGGCCCGCUUAAACCGCGGGAUCGAUUUCUUGCAAACGUCUUUUGAAGCCGAGCUUUGCGAAUCGACGAACAAAAACCUAUCCUUUUGUACUUCGUACUAGGUAAUACUCCUCUCUUCUCUCCCACCCACUGCCGCCAUGUUCGCCCGACAGGCAAUCCGCUCAGUCCGAGCUGCGGCUCCUCAGCGGACCCUCGCCCGCGCUCCCGUACGCUCAUACGCCGCCGCCGCUGCUGCCCAGGAUGUCAAACCUCCCGUUGCCGUCUACGGCCUCGACGGUACCUAUGCUACUGCUUUGUACACUGCCGCUGUCAAGACUUCGUCCCUCGAUCCGGCUGCGAAGGCUCUGAGCGCCCUUGGUGACCUCCUUGCCAAGGAUACCAAGCUCGCCACUAUCCUGAACACCCCUACGCUUACCGACAGCGAGAAGAGCGCUAUCGUUGCGGAGUUGCAAAAGAGCAUAGGUCCUGCGAGCUCGAAUGAUACCGUCAAAAACUUCCUCGCUACCCUGGCUGAGAACAACCGUCUGGGAAUACUUCAGGGCGUCUCCGAGAAGUUCAACCAGAUCGUGAGAGCGUCCAGAGGCGAAGUGGAGCUGGUUGUUACCAGUGCGCAGCAAUUGGACAACAAGACUCUCGUCCGCAUCGAAAACGCCAUCGCAAAGUCCCCCUACGUCGGACAGGGCAAGAAGCUGAAGGUCACCAACCAGGUUAACCCGGACAUCAUCGGAGGUCUCGUCGUGGAGAUCGGAGACAGGACAAUCGACCUCUCGGUCUCGGCCAAGAUUGCCAAGCUGAACAAGCUCCUAACUGACACCUUGUGAAAUAAACUUCCCUUUAUCUUGAUGAGAGCAUGGCAACCUGCUUUGGAGAGGCGAUCGUGGCUAGAAGACUGGUGUCCCUGUGGAGAUACUAUUUGUGUAUAGGCUCGUAAAAUAGAGGAAGCAUUCGUCCCCCGUCCAAAUUUUGCCUAACGAACCUUUACCGCGAAUAGUAUUAUUCGAAUUACGACCGUAUUGAGGGUAUAGACCACCGGGCUAUGAAUUCCGUAAUAUUUUUGCAACUAACUCUCACGGUACGUUGCCCUAGCCGGCAUGACGUUUCACUCAUUUACAUCACGUAGCACGAUUUGGACA
This is a messenger RNA of Daldinia caldariorum, 1167 nucleotides long. RefSeq names its product OSCP-domain-containing protein. Gene Ontology annotation, molecular function: proton-transporting ATP synthase activity, rotational mechanism. Bases 172 to 855 code for a protein of 227 amino acids. Lineage: Eukaryota; Fungi; Ascomycota; Sordariomycetes; Xylariales; Hypoxylaceae. The record is from RefSeq and is a predicted model, not a curated record. Gene Ontology annotation, biological process: proton motive force-driven mitochondrial ATP synthesis. Gene Ontology annotation, cellular component: membrane. The transcript has 3 exons.